CAGACCAACAUAAAUAUGUUGUAAGAUGGAUGGAAUCAACAAGUACUCAUAGUGCUCUCAAAAAUAAGGAUGUGAGUAUGAAGAAAAAAAUUGGUGAGGCAUGAGCUCACUCAAAAAUAAUAUAAGUGAAGAGUGUAUAGAAGUUCAUGAUUUGCUUUCGAGUUCAAAGAAAAUAUAUAACGUGGACACCGGACAUUCAUUAAAACAAGUGCAGUUUCAUUUCGCAACCCAGUCAUUAGUGACAUCCGCAAACAAAUUAGAGCAAUGAAAUUUUUGCGUUUCCUUAACCAAAAUCUCAAUCAAGUUAUUCAAAGUAUAAGUAUCCACAAUGAAGCAAGGAGGAGCACCUAUGGUCUCAUCUUUCUAUACAAGAGACAUGUUUCUACAGUUCCCAGAAGAUCUCUUUGUAAAGAAGAUGACUCAAUUUUGCCAGUUUUAAUCGUGGGUGCUGGUCCUGUUGGUUUAGUUCUAUCCAUUCUUCUCACCAAAUUAGGUGUGGGAUGUGCCAUAUUAGAGAAGAGCAAAGCUUUUUCUUCACAUCCUCAAGCUCACUUCAUCAACAACAGGACCAUGGAGGUUUUUCGCAAACUAGAUGGUUUGGCUGAGGAGAUCCAGAAAUUUCAACCGCCUGUAGAUUUGUGGAGAAAGUUCAUAUAUUGCACAUCCCUUUCUGGUUCUGUACUUGGCUCAGUUGACCAUAUGCAGCCUCAAGAUUUUGAGCAAAUUGUCAGCCCAGUCACUGUUGCUCAUUUUUCUCAGUACAAGUUAAUCAAGUUACUUUUGAAGAAACUAGAAAAUCUUGAUUUCAAAAUUCAUGAAGGUGAUAGAGUUGUUAGAGACAAAGAGAUUAUGAUGGGCCACGAAUGUCUGUCCUUUUCAGUGACUGAUGAUUGUAUUGAUGUAACCUGUUCUUUUCAUAAGAAGGGACAGACAUUGAAGAAGGAUAUCCGGUGUGGUUUUCUCGUUGGCACAGAUGGUGCGGGAAGUUUAGUGAGGAAGCUUGCUGGAAUUGAGAUGCAAGGUGAAAAUGAUAUGCAAAAGUUAGUUAGUGUGCAUUUUAUUAGCAAAGGUUUGGGAAGAUAUCUACUCAAGGAAAAACCAGGCAUGCUUUUCUUCAUAUUCAACACAGAAGCCAUUGGGGUUCUCGUUGCUCAUGAUCUUCAGCAAGGUGAAUUUGUACUGCAGGUACCAUAUUAUCCUCCUCAGCAGAAUCUCGAUGAUUUUACUCCCAAGAGGUGUGAAGAUUUAAUUUUUAAAUUGGUUGGUCAUGAGCUUGAAGAUGUCGCUGUAAUUGAUAUUAAGCCUUGGGUAAUGCAUGCUGAAGUUGCUGAAAAAUUCUCGUCCUUCAACAACCGAAUCCUUCUAGCUGGUGAUGCUGCUCAUCGUUUCCCGCCUGCCGGUGGUUUUGGCAUGAAUACAGGAAUUCAAGAUGCUCACAAUCUUGCCUGGAAGCUGGCAGCAGUAGUCAAUAGUAUAGCUCCUACCAGGCUUCUGAACACAUAUGAAACAGAACGGAAACCGAUUGCAUUAUCCAAUACUGCACUCAGUGUACAGAACUUUAAAGCAGCCAUGGAAGUCCCCGCUGCACUUGGGCUUGACCCUACUAUUGCAAAUUCAGUUCAUCGUGUAAUUAAUGAUGGUCUUGGCUCAAUUUUACCAUCUAGAGUUCAGAGAGUGAUUUUGGAUGGUAUAUUUAGUAUAGGCCUAUCACAACUUUCAAAAACUAUUUUGAAUGAGAAAAAUCCGCUUGGCCUGUCAAGGCUUGCCCAAUUGAAGCGUAUUUUUGAAGAAGGAAAGAGUCUGCAACUUCAAUUUCCUGCCGAAGAUCUUGGUUUCAGAUACAAAGAGGGAGCUCUUGUAUCAGGAAGAAGCCUCACUCAUGAUGCUGACAAUGUUCCCACUGGCCGUCGGAGGGAUUACGUUCCAUCUUCUGAACCCGGUUCACGACUUCCUCAUAUGAAACUGAGAUCAUUAUCAAGUGUCUCUAACAAGGAUGUGUUUUCAACACUAGACGUUGUAUUGGGAGAUAAACUUGAAUUUGCUCUCAUAAUCGCACCAAUCGAGUCAUCUUACAAUCUAGCUCAUGCAAUGGUUAAGGUGGUUGAGAAGUACAAAAUUUGUGUCAAGGUUUGCGUAAUUUGGCCAAACAACCGUGCUAACGACUCUGCUCGGUGCUAUGAGGAGACUUAUUUAAACGUUGUAGAGGUGAAGAAAUCACCAACUUCUUCAUCAUGGUGGGAUUUAUGUGGGAUGAGUGAUAAAGGAGCCAUUCUUGUGAGGCCUGAUGAGCAUAUUGCUUGGCGUGCGAGAUCAGAAGUUCGAUACCCGAGUUAUGAAAUGGAUCGAGUUUUUUCUGUUGUUUUGGGACAUACAAAGGAAAUAUGAGAACUUUUUUGUUGCAUAGCAAGAUUAAAGGAUGUCAGCUAUAGUAUAUACAAUAUUGAAGAACUAUUAAUUAGAUUUUUAGAAGUUGAAAAGAAACUUGUACAUAUAUAUACCAUAAAUUUAUUGAAAUGUUCGAAUUAUCAAUUUGAUUUCCCCCUUUUUUUCU
Molecule: messenger RNA, 2551 nt
Organism: Amaranthus tricolor (Joseph's coat)
Lineage: Eukaryota; Viridiplantae; Streptophyta; Magnoliopsida; Caryophyllales; Amaranthaceae
Exons: 12
Coding region: 265-2385 (706 amino acids)
Molecular function (GO): FAD binding
Source: RefSeq, a predicted model, not a curated record